Molecule: messenger RNA, 996 nt
Organism: Capronia epimyces CBS 606.96
Lineage: Eukaryota; Fungi; Ascomycota; Eurotiomycetes; Chaetothyriales; Herpotrichiellaceae
Exons: 1
Coding region: 1-996 (331 amino acids)
Source: RefSeq, a predicted model, not a curated record
AUGAAAUUCAUCACUCGCCAAGUCAGCACGGGCGAUAUCUUUCCCAUCUCCCAACCUCGACGGCCUCGACAGCGAGAUCGAGACCAAGAACAAGCACAAGAUGAAGACCAACCCCUUAAGCCUGUCCGUCCGCAACAGCCGGCAUUACUUCGCCUCCACAGAUUCCGUACCAUCGUGCUCCCGAUGCUGCUCGUCCUGGUCUUCACCAGUCUCAUCCUGGCCGCCAUCUACGCAUACUGCGUGGCCAAACCACACACGCAGAUCGCCGACCGACUGGCCCAGAACAGCACCGCCGAAGCCGACAGCUCACUAUUUGGAAAACGGGCUCUCGCUCCGGGCUUUUCUCUGCCUCUGCCUCUGCCUCUGCAUACCAUAGCAUCAACAUUGACAUUGACAACUCGCUCGACGACAUCCCAAACAGAACCCCAAGGACAACCAGUCACAGCUCUACUGUUCUACACACUGACCACCCCGGGCGUCAGCCUGGUCCAUCUCUCGUUCGAGCUCAUCACACACCACCAUAACGCCGAACACCUGCACGGACGACGAGUCUAUUUCGCCGUCCUGGCCGCCUCGUCGCUCCUCGUGGCCGGCUGGAUCACCACCCUCUCCUUCUGGAUGCACUGCGAACUGCCUUCGCUCAACAAAUCCAGUUUCCAGUCCAACUCCAGUUCCAGUUCCCAUUCUAUCGCCAGCCAAGCCUUCUGUCCCGCCCAGGUGCGCGGGCAUUUCAUGUACGGCAUCCACGAAGUCAGCAUCGUCAAGGCUGUGCUCGCCUGGGUCAUCGUGCUCGUCUAUCUAUGCCACAUCGUGCUCUUGGGCCUGGCGCUCAAGGCCCAGCGGCGCAUGUGGAGGCUGACGCGCAGUCUGGAGAUAGAGCACGGCGAGGCCAGUGAGGUUGUGAUCCGUCUUGAGGAUGAAGAGGGAGAUGGAAGUGGACGUGGACAUGGACAUGGAAACGGAAAGGGCCUUGUUGGAAAAGAGAUGACGUUGUGA